AUGCUACGCGACGAAAUAUUACGGUCCGUGUGCGGUCCGUCUACAUCACCCGACCCCAUAGAGCGCUUGCUCGAAGAAGAUCUCGAGACCGCAUGGCACUUUCAGCGCGAAGCUGUCCUUCGCAACAACCUCAAGAUAAUCUGGUCCCCUGUAGACUCAUACUUAACAGUCCUCAAAUCGGGUGUCUUCCCUACUCACCGUCCCUGCCGCGACAUGUUCAACAAGCCCACCGCUUUUUACUUCGAGCAAUCCGCUCAGUGCGGUCGCUAUGACAACAUCCAUGGGUACCCCUGCAUACAACGUAUAUUCAUCGCAUCUAUGUUCGAAGCAUGGCGCGCACGUUGCGGCGAUAUGCUGAAUAUCGAGUUCGGACAUUUUCUAGCCAACCCUGUUCGAAUCACGAAACAAGGACCACAAACGCUGGGCGAAAUUGCUGUGGCCCAUAGGGCGCUUUGUGAUAUGGCGCAAGAGAAAGGUGUGGGAGAUGUGAAGCAUAAGAUACUGGAGUCAUAUCCUGUAAUCAUCCUAAUCUGCGAUCAAGAGAUAAAAACGGUCGGAAUGGACGAGGACGGACUUAUAAAUCUGCGUAAACUGGCAGAGGAAAUGACAGUCCUUGUGAUGCAUACUGGUACAUCCUUGCCAUCGCCGAUUACGCUCGAAGGCCUGGAGCCUCAUGCUCUGCCACUAGAUCGAUCGGACGCGCAUGGCAUAGAAGUGCGGCGAGUACCCAUAAAAAUCGCCGUAGACUUCAUUGUGGGUCUUGAGAAUCGUACGAGGGGGCCACAAAAGGAGCAGGCACACGAGUAUGACAGCGACUUAUGCCGACACGAAGUUCCGGAUGGCUUCGAUCGCAUUGUCAAGAAUGACCCGAAGAUGUGGGUUCCUGCCCUGAUGGCAUCGGCCAUGAGGAAGGGCUAUGACAGCCUGAAAGACACACGAGAAGCGAUUCAACGAAUUGAGGCUCGCGCUGCGGGGGUCUCAUGCGACUUCGACUUUGAGCAUGAGGAAUGGUCGCGCCACUGGAAGUCAGGGUAUGAUGUUACCCUUUGCGGCACCUCGCCCAUGCAUUGA
Messenger RNA from Cucurbitaria berberidis CBS 394.84, 1071 nucleotides. RefSeq lists its product as uncharacterized. The transcript has a single exon. The record is from RefSeq and is a predicted model, not a curated record. Bases 1 to 1071 code for a protein of 356 amino acids. NCBI's taxonomy places the organism in Eukaryota, Fungi, Ascomycota, Dothideomycetes, Pleosporales, Cucurbitariaceae.